Messenger RNA from Dracunculus medinensis (Guinea worm), 2454 nucleotides. The record is from the annotation of a GenBank genome assembly. Lineage: Eukaryota; Metazoa; Nematoda; Chromadorea; Rhabditida; Dracunculidae.
AGUUCCGUAAUAAAAGCGAAGAGUAAAUCGAAGCGGAAACCAUCUAAAUUGGCUUCAAAACAAUGCACAAAAUUUGAUAAUUAUGCAGCUUACAUGGAUAAUGCUCGUAGUUGGUCAAUUCUUUCAAAUGUAGAGAAAUACAGUCUUAUUGAUGUUGCACUUUCAUCGAGUAAGAAUCAUACUAUCAAAUGCUUGAAUGGUAAGUGCGAGCAGAAAUUUCGAAAAACUAAUGAAGCAGCUGAACAUCUUGAUAAAUGUCUCCUACCUAUUUAUUUUCAAUAUUUUGGAAAACCUGAUGAAUUUCGAGCAAUGGAAAGGAGAGAUCAGCAGCGUAUUAUUCGUGAUGCGUUUCGUUUAAUUAAAAGUGUGCCUUGUUUCAAUAGAGAUUCGGCAGGAUGCAAUAACAUAUAUUCUUAUCCUAACGGACUAUCAUAUCAUCUAGAACGAUGUGGCGUCGACAAGAAGAUUUGCCCUUGGAAAUGUUACCGUUGUGGAUUUCAGUCGACGAUUCCUGAAAGUAGAGACCAUUUAGAUGAGUGCCAUGGUGCAACGCUUUCUAGUUUACAACAACCUGAAAAAAUAAGUCGAGCCAAAAACAAAUUCCAACUAAAUCGCGAUAGUGAUAAUGAAUUUGUGGAUGAAAGUGGUUCUUCUUCCGUUAUAAAGGAAAGAAAUUCUUUCACUGCUUCUGUAUCUCGGGGCAUUCUACCUGCAAACAGUCGGUGCACUUCAACAACAUAUGGAAAAAAACGCUAUAAAUUUAGAUAUGGCGCCGUAAUGGACAUUAGUGAGUCUUCUUCAACUCCAGAUCUUAUAUAUUAUCAGCGUUCCAUUAAUAAAGCUUUAGAAAGCUAUGAUUUGGAACGCUCAAAGGAACCACAUUGUUCCAAACUGUUUGAAGCGGGAUGUUAUGGACCGUGGGAAAGAAUAUUCGCUUCUGGAUUUUGAAAGUCGAUCACUGGAAUGGAGCUACUCACAGAUGCUUCAGACAACAUUAUUAAUGGUUGUAUUGCUUACUGUGGUGGUCCAAUUUCAGCAAUUAAAGCUUGCCCAAUGCAACUGAAAGACGGUCGCGAAUGCGUGGCAGUAAGCGUUUUUCAUGAUGAAGAGCAUUUAGUCAAGAGAAAUACGGUGGAUUUAACCGACUAUAUCCAGUUAUGGUUGUUCACUAAUAAAGAGGGCAGUGUUGUCGCAAAUUUAUCGUUUAUGCUGGAAACAAAAGUUGGUGCGAUAUUAUCGUUAGCUUGGUGUCCAUCAGUUAGGCAUUCCACACAUUAUACCAGACAAAUACCAUUGUCGAAUUUACUUGGAAUAUUAGCAGUUGCUGGGAUGCAAGGAAAUGUACUUUUGUACAGAAUAUUUACUGAUCUCUUCGAUCAGAAUUCUUCAGAUAAUCCCAUUGUUUAUCGCGCUAAGCCAUUUCUGUCGCUAAAAAAUCCAGAGGUCUGCUUGAAUGCACCAAUUUUUUCUCUUGCUUGGACUGAAUAUGAGGGGGCUUCAAAAAUCGCCGCUGUUUCUGCAUUCGGUUUUUUUCUAUAUCUUUUUUUCUCUGAAUUUGAUUUAUUUUUUACAGGUGCGGUUUUAUUGUGGGAUUUAAAUAAUCUUGAAUCGUCUCCAUUUUUAUUAAAAGUCGAUGACUGGAGUUCGCCACCUUCGCAUGUUGUAUUUAAUUUUCCUAAUCAGCUUGUUGUAUCUUUUCGUGAGAAAUUUAUUCUCAUUUAUGAUUAUAUUACUAAAGAAGUUUUACUCGAGGAAGGUGCCAGCAGAACAGCUGGGGCCAAGGUGGCCAGUUGUGAGCGAUUAUUCAAAGGGUUCGUAAGUUAUCAGUGUGGUAAUGUUGCUGUCCAUAAUCCGACACAAUCGUUCACCAGCCAUUCUGUUAGUGCUGGAUGUUAUAUAACUUGUAUUUCAACUGAAGGAAACUUUUUUGUGGUUCCCAUCAUCAAUAGGCAUGAAAUAUGUGUAUGGGAAAUGGCUUUUUGCCCACUGACAGGUGCUUUGAUGUCAGUAGGUGGUGAUGGCCGUCUUGUUGUGUCGCUAAAUGGUCGAAUUGUGCCACAUGGAACUCAGCGCGAUGUUUUUUUUAAGGCAUGUCGUGUAUUAAUGACUGUAAUACGCAAGCCAAAUGAUAAUAAUGCUUGGCUUAGCGACACUGAAACAAAUGAGAAAGGAUCUGAUCUGAAAGCGCCUGCCACAAAUCUUGAAUUAAGUGCACAAGCAUCAUAUUUGGAAAUUAAUUUCGAAGAUAUUAAGCAAGAAUGUAGUUUUUAUUUGCAGCCUGCCAAUAUUUUGAUUAAAGUUACAUUUCAGUGCAACCAGUUUCCAAUUCAAUCAUAUAGCAUUGAUCUGAGAACUGAAUCUCUAAAUGUAAUUGAUAUUAGUCAAGCUUCUGGUCGACUUGCUAUAUGUGGUGGAGAAGCUGGUCUUUUAAUAUUUAUGCCAUGUAUUUUUUAG